AUGGGCUCUGAACUUGGCAUCACGGCCGAGACGAAGCCAGAGGCCCGCCUCAAUGGCCUCGGCAUCUUCUACCUGACCUUGGCCGCGGUGUGGACUGUUACCCUCUUCGGCGGCAUGUACUACCUCUGGACGAAGCGCAAGACGCAGAUUCUGCGCAUCCGCGGCCUCCCCAUAUCCUUUGCCGGCAUUCUCCUCAUGCACGUCUACUGGCUCUGCGUGGUGACGGGCUACGUCUACGCCCCUCUCAUGGCCGAGGUCAUCGAGUACUGGAUCAUGGGCCUCUGGCUGCCGCUCGGCAUCGCCAUGUUCCACGCCUCCAACACGCGCUUCCUCUACGUGGCCAACGCGCAGAAAAAGUACGCCAAGCGCACGGCCGAGCCGUACCGCAUCUUCACGCGCCGGCCCGGCCGCAUCUCGCUGCGCGAGUCGGUCAAGGUCUGGUGGCAGCAGCUCGACUACAGCAACAAGACGCUCGCGACCGUGGCCGUCGGCAUGAGCCUGCACGUUACGCUGACCGUCUUCAUGUUCCUCAUCUCGCGCAAGUUCCACGACUCCUUUGGCAUCGACGGCACUGAGGUCACCGGCACGCCCGCGGAGCGCAAAGCCGCCCAGGGCCGCGGCUGGGAGUGGUGGCCCUCGGUCUUCUGGCAACUCUUCUGGGCCUGGGUUGUGGCCCCCGUCAUCCUCUUCCGCGCGCGCAAGGUCCACGACACGCAGGGCUGGCGCCUCCAGACCAUCGGCUGCUGCCUGUCCGGCCUGCACGCCGCCCCCAUGUGGCUCAUCGCCCUCUACGCCCCGGGCAUGGAGCCCGUCAACAACUACUUCAUCCCGCCCAUGUGGAUCGCCGUCUCCAUCAUGUGCCUCGAGAUCUUCACCGUCUUCAUCCCCAUCUGGGAGGUCCGCAAGGCCCGCAACCUCAGCCAGGAGACGCUCGAGUCCAUCGCCCGCUGGGAGUCGCGCCAGCGCUUCGGCGGUGGCGCCGGCGGCAAGGACGCAAAGUCGAUGCACUCGGAGAUUUCCGGCACCACCUGGGCCUCGCGCAUGUCCCGCGCCGCGUCCUCUGUCGGGUCGGGCUCCGGCGGCUCCAUCCUGACCAUGGACGCCCUCGAGCACACCCUCGAGAAGAACCCCGAGCCGCUCCAGGAGUUCUCCGCCCUCAAGGACUUUUCCGGCGAGAACGUUGCCUUUCUCAUGCGCGUCCGCGAUUGGAAGCUCGCCCACAACAUCAGCACGGCCAAGAACCUGGGCGGCAGCAGCAGCGGCAGCGACGAUGAAAAGUCGCCCGCCACCCCGACCAGGGUCACCUCGCGCGAGAUGUUUGAGGGUGCGCUGCACAUCUACCUCGACUUCAUCAGCGCCAGUUGCGCCGAGUUUCAGAUCAACCUGUCGUCGCCCGACUUCCGUAAGCUCGAGGCCGUCUUCGAGGAUGCCGCGCGCCUCGUCAUCAACGAGGAGUCGAGCAAGUACGACCCUGCCACGCCCUUUGCCGACUCGCCUCGCAGUGCCGCCGACAAUGCCGCCGCCGUCAUCCGUUACGCCGGCGCGAUUCCCGACGGCUUUGACGAGAACGUCUUUGCCGACGCGGAGAUUAGCAUCAAGUACCUCAUCCUCACCAACACCUGGCCCAAGUACAUCCGCCAGCGCCGCUCCUUUGAUGCCACCAGCAACGCCGAGACUGUUUAG
Akanthomyces muscarius is the source of this 1683-nucleotide messenger RNA. RefSeq lists its product as uncharacterized. The record is from RefSeq and is a predicted model, not a curated record. The transcript has a single exon. The coding region runs from base 1 to 1683 and encodes 560 amino acids. NCBI's taxonomy places the organism in Eukaryota, Fungi, Ascomycota, Sordariomycetes, Hypocreales, Cordycipitaceae.